GGACAGUAGGGUAUUAAACUAUAAGGAGAUCUACUAAUGAAAAAUCCUACACAGGAACAGAAGUCUUCCGUUUCAACAGUACCAUGCACACUGUAAUAAACUUGUAACAUUGAGCACAAAGUAAUGUGAGCUCUGCACCAGGACCAUUUCUUAUAAACCAUGUGAUCCAAAUGUGGCUAGAUAUGGGCAUUCAGGAAGCAUAGACAGCUGCACAGACUAGAAAAGCAAGACCAUCCUUAAAAACCUCACAAGGAGCAAAACAUGGAUUACAGGAGCCCCGCAGCUGUCCUCAUCAUGCUUGUUCUCCUGUGCGGAGGGGACCUGAACACAGGUUCUGGGGUUCUGAAAGCCAUGUCGAUCCGGGAAAGGUGCGAGUGCCUGGAGACUGUGGACAAACUGACAUGGAGACAGAUCACAGACUUCCAGGUGACACCGAGGAGUGAGCUGUGCAACAGCGUGCAGAUCGUCACGUUGUCACCAGGGGACAGAACACUGGGAGGCCUACUGAAGAAUUUACACCUUGGGUCCUCAGAUUAUAAACUCAACUGUCUGUAACUCCAUUUGUUCAUAGCUCCAAAAUCUUCCAUUGCUAAGCUGCAAUGAGUAAAAGGCGAAUAAAACAUAUAUCCUCAAUUACUUCACGGGUUCAGUUCUGUAAGAACCUUAGACAAAACUGCAAGGAAGCGUAGGAUGGGGAGACAGGGUAUGACCUGGAGAUGAUGCCACUGGAUUGCAGUGAAACACUUAUUUAUUUUACUUGAGACGAGAUAUAAACUGAAUUCUUUUAUAAUGACUGAAAAGACAAAACAAAUCAUAUCCACAAGCUCUCAUUCAAUGCCACUGACUGAUUAAUAACAUAUGCAAGAUUUGGAAGCGUCAAGCUAUUUUCAGUUUUUUUUAUUAACUAGAAUAUCAGUAAAAUGUACA
This is a messenger RNA of Scleropages formosus (Asian bonytongue), 927 nucleotides long. It is a transcript of the gene cxcl18a.1, whose product is annotated as chemokine (C-X-C motif) ligand 18a, duplicate 1. The record is from RefSeq and is a predicted model, not a curated record. Gene Ontology annotation, biological process: immune response. Bases 262 to 555 code for a protein of 97 amino acids. Gene Ontology annotation, molecular function: chemokine activity. Gene Ontology annotation, cellular component: extracellular region. Lineage: Eukaryota; Metazoa; Chordata; Actinopteri; Osteoglossiformes; Osteoglossidae. The transcript has 3 exons.